GACGAAGUUGGCCCGAGUGCAGAAAGGAGGCAGCGGGCUAGAGGGGGAAAAGUUGCCGGCAGAGGCGAGGGGCGAGCUAGGCGGCAGGACCAUGGGCACUUUGCGGGAUUUACAGUAUGCACUGCAGGAGAAGAUCGAGGAGCUGCGGCAGCGGGAUGCGCUCAUCGACGAGCUGGAGCUGGAGUUGGACCAGAAGGACGAACUGAUCCAGAAGCUGCAGAACGAGCUGGACAAGUACCGUUCCGUGAUUCGGCCCGCCACCCAGCAGGCGCAGCAGCAGAGCGCCGGCACCUUGCAGGGGGAGCAGAGGACCAAGCGGCAGGCGAUCUCGGCCGAGCCCACCGCCUUUGACAUUCAGGAUCUCAGCCACGUCACCCUCCCUUUCUACCCCAAGAGCCCACAGUCCAAGGAGCUAAUAAAGGAAGCGAUCCUUGACAAUGACUUCAUGAAGAAUCUGGAACUGUCCCAGAUCCAAGAGAUUGUGGAUUGUAUGUAUCCUGUGGAGUAUGGCAAAGACAGCUGCAUCAUCAAGGAGGGAGAUGUGGGUUCCCUGGUGUAUGUCAUGGAAGAUGGGAAGGUUGAAGUGACAAAAGAAGGUGUGAAGCUGUGCACCAUGGGACCUGGCAAAGUAUUUGGGGAGUUAGCCAUCCUCUACAACUGCACUCGAACAGCAACUGUAAAAACUCUCGUAAAUGUGAAACUUUGGGCUAUUGAUCGGCAAUGUUUUCAAACAAUAAUGAUGAGGACAGGCCUCAUCAAGCAUACUGAGUAUAUGGAAUUUUUAAAAAGUGUUCCCACAUUCCAGAGCCUUCCUGAGGAGAUACUUAGUAAGCUUGCAGAUGUCCUUGAAGAGACGCACUAUGAAAGCGGAGAGUACAUUAUACGGCAAGGUGCUCGAGGGGACACUUUCUUUAUAAUCAGCAAAGGAAAGGUGAAUGUUACUCGUGAAGACUCCCCCAGUGAAGAUCCAGUCUUUCUCCGUACUCUGGGAAAAGGAGAUUGGUUUGGAGAAAAAGCCCUUCAAGGGGAGGAUGUAAGAACAGCCAAUGUCAUUGCAGCUGAAGCGGUAACAUGUCUGGUCAUAGACAGAGACUCCUUCAAACAUCUGAUUGGUGGCCUAGAUGAUGUUUCCAAUAAAGCCUAUGAAGAUGCAGAAGCAAAAGCAAAAUACGAAGCCGAAGCUGCCUUCUUCGCUAACCUGAAACUGUCUGAUUUCAACAUCAUUGACACCCUUGGAGUCGGAGGGUUUGGUCGAGUUGAGCUGGUCCAGUUGAAAAGUGAAGAAUCAAAAACUUUUGCCAUGAAAAUACUGAAGAAACGUCAUAUUGUGGACACAAGGCAACAGGAGCACAUCCGCUCGGAGAAGCAGAUCAUGCAGAGCGCACACUCGGACUUCAUAGUGAGACUCUACAGAACAUUCAAGGACAGCAAGUACCUGUACAUGCUAAUGGAAGCCUGUCUAGGUGGAGAGCUCUGGACAAUUCUCAGGGACAGAGGUUCAUUUGAGGAUUCAACGACCAGGUUUUACACAGCGUGCGUGGUUGAAGCUUUUGCCUAUUUGCAUUCCAAAGGGAUCAUUUAUCGGGACCUCAAACCAGAAAACCUCAUUCUGGAUCAUCGAGGUUAUGCCAAACUGGUCGAUUUUGGCUUUGCAAAAAAAAUAGGAUUUGGAAAGAAAACAUGGACUUUUUGUGGAACCCCGGAGUACGUAGCCCCCGAGAUCAUCCUGAACAAAGGUCAUGACAUUUCAGCAGACUACUGGUCACUGGGAAUCUUAAUGUAUGAGCUCCUGACUGGCAGUCCCCCUUUCUCAGGCCCAGACCCCAUGAAGACCUAUAACAUUAUAUUAAGGGGAAUAGACAUGAUUGAAUUUCCAAAGAAGAUUGCCAAAAAUGCUGCUAAUUUAAUUAAAAAACUAUGCAGGGACAAUCCAUCAGAAAGAUUAGGGAAUUUGAAAAAUGGAGUGAAAGAUAUACAAAAGCACAAAUGGUUUGAAGGCUUUAACUGGGAAGGGUUACGAAAAGGGACACUGACACCUCCUAUAAUACCAAGUGUUGCAUCUCCGACAGACACAAGCAAUUUUGACAGCUUCCCAGAAGACAGUGAUGAGGCACCACCUGACGACAACUCAGGAUGGGAUAUAGAUUUUUAAUGUUUUUCUCUUACCUGCUUCUGCCUUGCUGAAGACAGCUUCCUGGGACAUGGCUGCCAGCAAAACUGAAAGAAUUGGGGAGGAUUAGUGCUCGAGGUCACCAUGAUGCCUUGAUUGAUGCUGCUACAGUAACUACAGUGGCAUUAGGACUUAUCGCUUAGAUUACAAUAGUGCUCUUCAUGUUUUAUGUUUGAACUUAAAAUAGCAUUUGACAUGGUGGUCCUGACACAAAGUCUUUCACCCAUAAAUAAAUGUGUUUUCUAUCACUGCGACGGUCUUGCUACACUCUUAAUUAUAAAAGUCUAGAGACACGUAGCAUAAGACACACUUAAUUCUAGGUGCAAGUACUGGCUUUAUCGGCAGGAUCAGUAGUAAUUUAUCAAGUGCUGUAGCUAAAUACAGUGCAGGAUUUGGGUUACUCCCACCCACUGAACUCCAUUGGUCUUCUGCUGUAGGCCAGUGUAGGAGUAGAGGAGGACCACAAUGGUACUGGUCAAAGACUUCAUGUCAAAGCAGUGGUAGAAUUUGUCCUUUUUCUUUCUGAGAAGUAUUCACGACAAGACUGAAUGUUAGUUCUCUUCUUUAUUUUUGAGAAUUAGUUGGGGUUUUUUUGGCUGGUAAAACAAAAGCACAACUGCUCUAAAUCCUGUUAAGGCAGAUAUGGGUCAUUUGUCUCAUACAGCUGAGAACAUAUUGUAACACUAUAUUUGAGGAUUUUUUUUUUCUUUCCCUUGGUACAAACACAUAACUGCAUGAAAAAAAAAGCAUAAAAUUAAUCCAUUCUACGUAUAAAAUAGUGACUAAAUAAUGGUCCUCUAAUAAAGUGGCAGCAGCCCACUGGUCUCAUUGAUUAGGUAUUAGGCAUAAAACUAAGCUUAACUUUUACCUUUUUGAGCCCAAAGGGAAAACAUAAGACCCGUAAUGUACUUUAUAGGUGCUAUGUACAUCCCUCAUCUGUGAAUAUGCCUACUCAGUCAACCACCAUUUCAGAACUAUGUAGCAAGAGACAUCAUUCUCCAUCAUGUUCUUAGAUGAUUUUACAUCUCCAUGUCUACAUCUCUUCUGUGUUCAGUACAAAGCUAAUUAAAAUAAAAGGUGGUAAUGGGCCAGUUUGCUGGCUCUGUUUGCAAUGUCACCCAUAAAGCUGUAAUCCUAAUGCCUCACCAGACUAAAUAGUUCCACAGGAAAGUCCGUGGAAUUAAAUGGAAAACCAAUACUGGAUGUGUUUGUGUGAGGUCUCCGGUGUACCAGGUCCUCAGUGACCACAUUUAAGGCAUGGGAAUGACUAAUGCUGAGUUGGCUCCUAUGUAAAAAGGAACUGGGGAAAACACUAUUCUCAUGUGUACACUUUUCCCUUGCUCCCACUACUUUUCCUUUUUUUACAUACUCUUACGUACUCUUCCAAUUUAUAGGCCAUAACAGAGGAAUCCUGUCCUGGAUGCCUGUUUCUUGCAAAUACACAAAACUAAAACUUUAUCCCAUCAUACCAACAAGCAACAUCAUCUUUCAAUCUCUACAACAGACCCUGCCUGCCCCAAAUUAGGAGACGCUGCCCCAUUUCAUCUCAGAGCUGCCAAGAGCUGCUGUAUACGCUGGAAGUUGAAAGAUAACUUUUGCUCAAAAGUAAUUUAUAGCCUACAUAGUAUCUGGAAAAUGUAUGUUUCAGCAGUAAAAAAACCUGUUUCCCUUAUGCUAAAUCCCAACUUUUUCUCAUGUUCAGGUAAACUAAAGAAUUUAUUCAUCGCAACAUCUUUGAAAGCAGCCUGUGUCACUGAAUUUCCUUCCUAAUUUUCCAAAGGGUGAGGCAGCACCAUUAUAGUUUCAGGUUAUUUCCACUGUUUGUUAAUCAUGGCAACUUUGUUUGCCUUCAAAAACAUAGGGAAAAGGCUGCGUCUCCCAGGAUUACUCAUAUAUGGCAAAUUAACACUGGCUUUUCAGCCUUAAUCUGAGGGACAGAAGACACUGAAAGCCAGUGCUAAGCACCAGGGCUAAAACAGUCACCAGACGUCUUAGCAAACAGGCUGCUACCUGAAAGCCGAAUUCUUUCCUCACAUCACCCUGCUUUUUCAAUCAAUGAUGCAGCAAAAUUGGAGGAGAAAAUUUGUUGUGGUUCGUAACUCUCUGUAGAAAAACAGAGAGGAGUUUAUCCCAAAAUUAUGAUAUUUAGUAGCUGAGAUGCAGUUAUCAGUCAAAGAGUUGCCAGGAGGAAAGAGUAGCGCAAUGACUUUGAGAGGCAACUAAAAAACAUUUCAGGAAGGUUUUUAAAUGGGCUGGUGAGUUCUUUUUCUUUCUCCUUUUUCCCUUUGCCACGCAUGGCAAUUAAUGCCUGCAGGGUGUGGCAUGCACUGUAUCAAAUAUGAGUUUCUUUUGAUAUCAAACACCUCACUGGGCUUUCCUCAUCUGAGCAUACUUUAAACAACAUACUUAGCAUAUGUAUAUGAUAAACACCUUCAUUUAUAAAUAAUAUAUUUGAGUUGCAUUAUAUAUAUAUAUAUAUUCACAACAAUGGAUUGCCUCUGUGUUCCUACUUCCUGUCCUUUCUUCUCUGUCUCCUUUUUUUUAAUGUAUGGGACAACAAUGUCUUUACGUAAGGGGAAAUCAGCUCCCGUGUUUAACAUGAGUGAAUUAAGAUUGGUGUCAUUAUGACAUGAACGAUCCGUAGCUUCUCACAAUGCUGCAUUAUCCAUAGCAAACUCUUCUUUAGCAACAGGACCACAAGCGAAUAUUUAUGUAAAUAGAUAUUUUCGUGUUGAUAUUUUGUGGUACACAUAUAACUUUUUUCUUUUAGAGUUCCAUGGCAUUAUUACUUCAUUUUCUUAUUUGUAAUGUAAUGUUUUUAGGUCAAGGUAGACUUGGAUUAAUGUCAUAAUUGUCAGUAUUAUUAACUUUAUGUCAACUGUACUGUUAACUCAUCUGUCCCAUAGUUUUAGAACAUGACUAGCUAUCUGGCAUUGUUGCAAGUGCCUUAAACCCAUGGCAUCCUAUUAAAAAAAAGAAAAAAAUUUACAAAUUUGGUGUUAUGCUGCAUGACAAAGACAAACACACCUCAAAAUGUUGUCCUUUCUUAGCUUGCUGCGUUUUACAGUUCUUUCUGCUACCAAUUUCUAAGCCUUUAUUAUAUAAUAUUGAUGAAUUACAGAAAUGAUGACGUCGUUCUCCUAUUUCUGUUCAAUGUACCAGAGCUGUGUAUCUGUUAAUGAGAUACAGAGUCAUUUCUGUGAAAUGUAUAAAUGUUAUGUGCGGGUCAAAUUAAUAUAUGACAUCCUAUCAGUCUGUAGACAGGUAUUCCUGUUUUGCUAAGCUGUGCAAAUUCAACCCAUUGUGCCGUCGAGCUCCAGCCUCCUGUCUUAUACAAACUCCUUUAGAAAUCUAACCCCUGGGGACAAAAAAAACCCGACAAGCGACUUGGUGUGCAACCCGACCUGACAGCCUGAUGCAAAGGCGUGACUCGUUGCACUACUCAAUAAAGCAGGAUCUGUGCUUUUCCCCCAAGUCCUUCUGCAUGCAACCCAGCUCAGAGGUGAGCCCUCGCCACCUCUGCAGAGCUCAGCUGCCAAGCUGGAAGCUCCUUGUCCUCCGCAGGUCCCCAGUUGGAAUGCUUAGACUUGGGUGGUUUUAGGCUGUUACUUGCAAAAGGGGAAAUUUUUGUUUGGAGUUGCCUAUUGGCCCGAUUCCCAAUUUAUGCUGUUUUUACACUAGCCCUUUGGUUUAUAUUGUUAUUUUCCCCAGUUUUCUUCUCACAUGAAAGAGGUUUUGUUUGUCAGACGAAUGUCAGUCAUCCACCGGCCGUCAGCUGGUUGCGCUCUUUUGAUGUAGAUUUCAGAACUCUUUUUUCAUAAACUUUAACUGCUUUUGUUUUGCUCUGUAUUUUCCCUGCAGCUGUAAUUGCUGA
Messenger RNA from Colius striatus (speckled mousebird), 6044 nucleotides. RefSeq names its product protein kinase cGMP-dependent 1 (gene PRKG1). Gene Ontology annotation, molecular function: ATP binding; cGMP-dependent protein kinase activity. NCBI's taxonomy places the organism in Eukaryota, Metazoa, Chordata, Aves, Coliiformes, Coliidae. Gene Ontology annotation, biological process: protein phosphorylation. The transcript has 18 exons. The record is from RefSeq and is a predicted model, not a curated record. The coding region runs from base 92 to 2152 and encodes 686 amino acids.